Messenger RNA from Coregonus clupeaformis (lake whitefish), 2792 nucleotides. Its product is annotated as pannexin-1. The record is from RefSeq and is a predicted model, not a curated record. The transcript is spliced from 8 exons. Gene Ontology annotation, molecular function: channel activity. NCBI's taxonomy places the organism in Eukaryota, Metazoa, Chordata, Actinopteri, Salmoniformes, Salmonidae. Gene Ontology annotation, biological process: monoatomic cation transport; positive regulation of interleukin-1 production. The coding region runs from base 563 to 1951 and encodes 462 amino acids.
AGCAAGCAAAUAAGUAAGUAAAGACCACAGAGCUUGGAAAGACUAAAAAAGGAAGGACCUGAAGGGUUCCUUAGGACGUCCCUACCUCCCAUUGAAGUUGAAAUGUAAAAUGGUUAAGGAGAGGGUAAGGGUUAAGUUUAGGGUAGGGACGUCCCAAGAAUCCCAGUUUGCACUACUCGACCUUAGAGACACCCCGGAAGGCACAUCAAAGUCUAGCAGUUUCAUUGGUUAACAGCAGUUGCUUUGUUGUGCACCGCCAAAAAAAUUAUAACACAGGUAGCUAAUUUUAACAAGAGAUUUUCUUUACCUAGCUAAACUCACAGCAUGGCUUGAUUGAUUUAUGUAGUUGGGUCAAGCGUACACGUGCCACACUAGUUAUAUUAAUUUACCAGUAGCUUAGCUUGCUAGCUAGCUAGGUGUUGUCAACUUUUCAAUGGUGCGUCUUUCACCAGUCUUUCAGUUUCAACUUUAGCGUUGUCAUUUCGAGCUCACGAGAGCGAGGGUAAACUAGUUUAGAAACAAAACGGUGGGUCGAUCUGCUAAGAAGACAACGGAGCCAGAGAUGGCUAUCGCCCACGUCGCUACAGAGUAUGUUUUCAGUGAUUUCCUCCUGAAGGAGCCGGGUCAGGCAAGGUACCGCGCCGUGCGCACUGAGCUAGCCAUGGACAAGAUGGUGACAUGCGUGGCGGUGGGACUCCCUCUGCUCCUCAUCUCUCUUGCGUUCGCCCAGGAGGUCUCUGUGGGUGUUCAGAUCAGCUGUUUCCCUCCAGCUAACUUUUCCUGGCGUCAGGCCAUGUACGUGGACUCCUACUGCUGGGCAGCCCUACACACUCACACACUACCCUUAUGGCUACACAAGUUCUUCCCCUAUAUCCUGCUGUUGGUAGCAGUAAUUAUGUAUAGUCCAGCGGUUUUCUGGCGUUUCUCUGCCUCUCCUCUGCUUCAGUCAGACCUCAGCUUCAUCAUAGAAGAGCUCGACCGCUGCUACAACCGUGCUGUCACUCUGGCUAAACACAUGGCCACUGCUGGGGAAUACACAGACAGUGGUGCGUCCGACCCUACUGAGGGGUGUUUCAUGUACCCGGUGGUGGAGCAGUAUCUGCUGACCAAGAAGAGGAGUGUUGUGUUGUUGUGGCGCUACCUGCUGUGUCGAGGCCUCAACCUGCUCACCUUGCUUCUGGCCUGUGUCUACCUGGGCUACUAUCUCCGCCUCGCCUCCCUCACUGACCAGUUCGGCUGUUCCCUGCGCACCGGACUCCUGGCCAAUGACACCUCAAUCCCCGACCAAUUACAGUGCAAGCUGGUCGCUGUGGGCGUGUUCACUUUGCUAAGCUUUGUUAACCUGCUGGUGUACGCCAUGCUGGUUCCCGUGGUGAUAUACUGCGCUCUGCGCCCCUUCUUACAAUCACACACCCAUUUCCUGAAGUCCUACCAAUCACUGCCCACCACCGGUGUUCUGCCCCGCCCCCAGGGCCAAUGGGAUGACCUGACACUCUACUUCCUCUUCCUGGAAGAAAACCUCAGCGAGCUCAAGUCAUACAAGUACAUGAAGGUGUUGGAGUUGCUGAGGAGGAGGGGUGUGUGUGAGGGGGAGGACUUUGAUGCCAUGGGACUGCUUCAGAUGCUGUGUCUAGUGAAGAUGGAUGUCACGGACGGAAAGAGGAGCACCGCAGCUACCUCCAAUGCUAGUGACAAAACCUCCAAUGCAAAUGCUAUCCUUAAUGCUAAAGCUAAUGACAACCCUAUUGCUAAAGCUAUUCAUAUUGUUAACCCUGCCGCUGGGGAGGCCAGUAGCAAGGCCCCAGUCCCCAGCCCAGCUUCCCCAGACCCAGGCCAAAGCCAGACCAGGGCCACUGAGAUGACAGAAUUCUCUGCUCUCUUGCCAGGCAACAGUGCGAUGACAGGCGGAAGGCAGAGUGACGACGGGGCGGUCCGACAGCGAAUUAUCUGAUCGUUGCCAUGAAGGAACAGCCCCAGUGGGUUGUGGGACACUAGGAACCAGAGAGGUUCUAAGAACCAGAGACCCAACAAGCCAUUAUCUAAACAACUCAGACUAAGGUUUAGCAGAGAUGUCUUGAUGUCAAUGGGACAGAGUUGUAUUAACUAACGCCAGUGGUACUAGCCAACAAUGUUUUGAUGUGAUCAGGGAUUUGAAUCGGACAAGCAGUUUCUGGGUAUCUUCCUAUAUUGAAAUCCAUACUGCCCAAGGUGUGUGUGUGGUGGCGGCAUACUGUCUGCAGAAGGGUCUUUCUAUAAACUAGGGUACCACUGAGGAUUUCCUACACUGGACAACUUGUUACAGCUGUUGAUAAGUCAUUGAUAAUAUUCAGCCUUUUUUAUCAUGUCAUUACAUGAAGAAAUAAGGGGGGAUCAUAGCUAUAUUCAGUACAAUUCACCAGUUGAUUUAAAACCUAUGUUUAACCCUUUAUCAUAGUUGGUGUUUUCGCAGAUUUGCCCAAAAUCGUGUGACAUAAAAUGACUUUUCUAUCCUUACAGUUAUGGCAGUGUAAGUUGUCUUUAUAUAAUAUAUUAAGCAUUAAUCAGUUAAAUUAGAUAUUGAACUUGAACUUGUAAGAAUCCUGGAUCUAGCCGUUGGACAGUUUUUUUGUAUUUUUUUUGUAUAGAGAUCUCAGAAAUGCAGUGUAACUAGUAACAUUUUGUGUGGAUCUCCUUAUGUUAUGGUGUGAAAAGAGUUUAUGGGCACACAAAUCCAAAAUGAUGUAUGCAAUUGCAAAAUCGAAAGCUUUUAACAGAGAGUCCCCUUACCUUGAUACUUAAAAGCUAAAUCGAUA